AUGGCGCAACUGUCUGGACCACGCCAGGCUCUGGCAGACUUUGCUUACAAUCUGCAUACAAUCUUAUCCACAGUCGGUGCUUCAGGAAGUCCUCUUCUCUCUCCCAAUGUCAUGCUCAGACUGGAUGCCGAGCUCAACCGCAACCCGUUUGGUCUCGUGGUAAUGACAUCGGGCAACGAGGAGCUGGAUACGACUGGCACAUUGCUAUGGAAUGACUGCAUCGAGCUGAUGGCAUUGCAUGGUCAAAAUCCGGAUAAUGUGUUGGUGCUCGGCAAAGUGAGGGCUCUCGCGUUUGCUGUGUUGAACAUGGCUGUGUUGCCUGAUCUCCUAGGGAGUAUCAGGGCUCUUGAUCUGGCCCUCAAGGCGGCCCGUAUUUGCAUUGUGAAUCAGCAACGCGACAUUGCGCUGAAUAUCUUGUCAAUCGCAGCUCUGAGACUGGCAAGUAUUCAGCCUGCUCAUCUUGGCCUUGAUCCUACCAUUAACCGCAACCUCACCACUCGAUACAACUUACUCCGUGCUCGACUGGCCUGGCUGCAGGACCGAGUAGAUAUCGCCGAGCAUUUCUUUAAUAAAAUCUCUCUGCCUGCUUUGUCAGAUGACCAAGAGGCGGUUUUCGAAACUUGUUUUAUCAUUGGCGACUCUGCACUCGCACGGCGCCAGUUUGACAUUGCAGUGACAUGGCUGCAAAGAGCGAACGAUCAAUUGGAAGUUUCAUCCAUUAUGGGUGUGAUGAAGCUUUCAGAUCAAGAUAACUGGAACCUGGUUGUUCGACAUUCCCUCGCUGUGGCUUGUACUCAAACCAAAAGCCCCCAGUCAACCGUAACGUACGAUAUUCAAAUGAGAUUCCUGAGAAAAAAUUACUCAGUGCAUCCUGCUGUGGUCCUUUUUGAUCUCUCUAUGGGACAUAAUAAUCCUGGUAGCCACGGAAUACUCCAAGGUCUGCAGAGGCUGGUCGAGAAGACGACUCUCACAGAUAUGAAUAUGCCAAUAAUUUUCCAAUUUGCCCGUUCUCUUGGAGAUGCAGGUGGUUCAGACAACGGGAUGGAAGCACUUAGAAUAUUGCUCAUGCGCCCUCUACCAUCAAGAGAAUGGAUAGAGAAAUGUUUUGUUGCUUUCACGCUACUUUUGAGCAGAUCGGAAUGCUCUGAUUCCAUUCGCAUUCGCAAUCUUCGGGAUGUGAUCGACGCACUCGAGCAACGUGGAUAUCCAUCAAUCAGCGCCAGCGCAGCUCACGCCACCGUGAUUUGCAUCUGGAAAAUGACUGGCGGUGCUCUUCUCAAGAACGACUACUGGACUGCACAACUCUGGCUUCAGAUGUGCAACGAACCGAAGAUCUUUCAGCACUGCUGCCAAUCUAUCCAGAUCGCUAUACAAAAGAAGCUGUUAGCAUGUUAUCUACAGACUGGAAACCUCGCUGCUGCUCGUCACUUAAUGGAUCGGGGUUUAAUCCAAAGCCAGGUGGACUGCGAACGGCUGUAUUUGUCCUACAAGCUAAGCUUGCUGGAGGGGAGAGACGGCUCCGGGCAUUUUUAUCUCGGCUUUCCUGUGCACCCCGUGCCGCACAAGCAAAUGAGUCUACUAUCGUGCGCCAUGGAGGCUCAGAGACAAAAUAAACCAGAAGAAGUAAUGAACUGUCUUGAUCAAUUUACUAAAUGUUUGAUUGCGGAUGAUAUUUACCAUCACGACUUUCCCGCCGCUGAGCAUUACAUAUUUGCAAUCACUCUUCUUCUCCAAGAGCUUUCCAGAGGCUUCACUCAGAGGCUUGGCAACUGUAUCGAGACUGUACUCCAGAGUGCUCUGUCUUAUGCAAAAGAGAACAGCAUGUUUGAAGGUGGCGACCAGGAAAUCUCAGUCACCCAACUGCAAUGGCUGUAUUUCGCAUCUUACAAACUCGCUUUGAAACUUAUCAAUUCUUCUGGAUUCCUGUGGAGUACUUCUGUCUUGGAUUACUCCAGACAAUUUGCGCUUCAAUAUCGGCGGGUUGCAUACCCCGAGAUGGGUUCCAAGGGACCCAGACAGCAUUUAUUUGCGGUUGUUUACCUCCGUCUUCUUGCGCACUCCCUUAAAGCCCGUUGCGAGAACAAUCUGAAUCACAAGAUAACGCAUUACCUGAAUGUACGCACUUGUUUCAUCGAUUUCGAUCAGCUGCACGGUUGGGAAGACGGAGAAGAGGAGACAGACGAGGCCGCGAACGAGAAAGAAGACAGGCACCAUGACAUUGCGCAAUUUUUUGACCUUGAGGCUGCCAUGUAUCUCAGGCACUGGGGUGAUAUCUUCGACAUCUGUGCAUCGGACGAUGAAUUCCCCAAGCCGGAGUUUUACGCACCGAUCAUAGAUUUGACUUUCCAAUGGAAUCUACCACCCACAGUGGCGAUUCAGAUCGUCAAGCGCAUCAUGUCAAAACUCAGCGAGCUACAAGAUGAUCCCCCUACCACGUUCCAACGCGAUUUCCGGGUUUCCUUGCCCCGAUACCUCCAUUGUCUAUUUUCUCUAGCUGUCGGACCGCCCCGACACAUAAACAUUACUGGAAUUGACAUUCUGGAUGUCAAAAUGGCCGACGCUGAGGUUGCUGAAGAAGUGCUCGAUAGAGUCCUUGCAAUAGUAGACAAAGAGGCCGGCGUUGAAGAGGUUAAACACGAACAGCAGGAUUUGCAUUCCAUUCAGCCCGACUCGACACUGAGGGAUGAGUUUACAUAUCCAGCUGCGGAAUUGAUCAAGAUUGCUACAGUAGCUUUUAAUAAGGCCACUGACUUUUACCGUGCUACACAGGACGAGGACUGUCAGCGUUGGGCGAACAAGGCUAUUCGUAUUGCUCAGCUUGCGCCUGGUCUCCAGGGAAGACAGCUGGUCCGGACGCUUCAGACUAGGGUGGGAAGCUUGGUUUGA
Messenger RNA from Penicillium robsamsonii, 2886 nucleotides. Its product is annotated as SPO22/ZIP4 family meiosis protein. The transcript has 18 exons. The coding region runs from base 1 to 2886 and encodes 961 amino acids. NCBI's taxonomy places the organism in Eukaryota, Fungi, Ascomycota, Eurotiomycetes, Eurotiales, Aspergillaceae. Gene Ontology annotation, biological process: meiotic cell cycle; regulation of synaptonemal complex assembly. The record is from RefSeq and is a predicted model, not a curated record.